Molecule: messenger RNA, 1398 nt
Organism: Vigna angularis (adzuki bean)
Lineage: Eukaryota; Viridiplantae; Streptophyta; Magnoliopsida; Fabales; Fabaceae
Product: RPM1-interacting protein 4
Exons: 6
Coding region: 242-1129 (295 amino acids)
Source: RefSeq, a predicted model, not a curated record
CCGGUCAGUGUGGUUCUAAAGUUUUCUCACUAAGCUUCCUUGUUUCUCUUUCUUUCUGGGUCUUUUCAUACAGUGGAGAAACUUGUUGGGUUCUUUCAGCUUUCACUUUCCCAGGCUCUGAUCCAAAGAAAAAUCUCAACUUUCUUCAGCAAUUCAUCUCUACCACUUCUGGGUAGUGCUUAUUUUUCCCAAACUCAGUAAAGCAGGACAUGGCUUUCAUGUUAACAAAUGAUUUUAGCUUAUGGUGGAAACUAGCUUCAUGAAUCAGAAAGUGUUGAUAGAGACCAUACAUGAGGGGGAAAGAGAGAUUGAAGACAAAGCAAGAAGAGUGAAGAUUAUAACAGGUGAGAUGCACAACUUGAACUUCAAAAUGCAGCAAAAUUCUCAUGAUCCAAAGUUUGGCAAUCAGGAAAAUGAAAAAAAUGUCUCAGAUACAGCUUAUUCUGACAAAACCCAGAAAGGUCAAUCUGGUUCGAAGAUGAUAAAUGAGCCCGAAAAAAAUUCAUAUCCAGUUUCGUCUGCUGACCUACCCCAUUCAAAACCAAGAGUUCACUCAGAGGAUCCAAUUGGAAAGGGAUCAGUGAGAUCCACAUAUGAGUUACAAAAGAGCAGGGACAAUGGUGAUGCUAAACAUUUCACUGAGUCUCCAGCUCGCCAUGACAAUGGUAGCCAUGUGAGGGGCACUGAUUCUGUGCAUCGAGGCCAGGGAGUAGGUUCUGCUGACAACAGUAGAAAACCUUCAAGACAAACUAUUGGAUCUGAACACAACAUUGACCGUUCACCCCUUCAUCGCCAGGCAAAAACCCCUGGCAGGGAUAGUCCUUCUUGGGAAGUAAAGAAUUCAUAUGACACCAGCCAAGUUACCCCAGGAAGGUCCCGGUUAAGACCAUCUAACCGAGGGGAUGAAACUCCUGAUAAAGGUGCCGCGGUUCCAAAAUUUGGUGAGUGGGACGAGAGCAACCCUGCAUCAGCUGAUGGCUACACUCAUAUUUUCAACAGAGUGCGGGAGGAGAAGCAGGUGGGGGCUGGACAUGUGCCAGGCACACCUAAUGCUAGACAAUAUGGUGUGCGGAAUCAGCCUGCUGAUGAGAAAGCUCAGAGUUGCUGCUUUUGCUGGGGGAAAAAAUGAUUUGUGUGAAAGUAUAAAUUAUAAUCUGAAGAGAAAAGAUAGGGUUGUGAAUGGACAUAAAGUGUGUCUUGCACUUGUAAAUAUUCAAGGCACUCUCUUCCCAGGAAAAUAUUCUAGACGUAUGUCUUAAAUCUGUGUCUUCUUCUUUCUCUGUAUUUCUUUUGGUCAGUAAAGACACCGACUGCAAGAUUGUGACUUGUCCCUUUUAAUCUUAUGUUAUGUAACUGCCACGCUUUAUAUAAUUCAAUUUUCUGUAUUUAGGUGGGAUA